AUGGACUUUGAAAGUCGGAUCAAGGCGUACAAAUUUGUCGCCUAUUCGGCGGUGACCUUCUCCGUGGUCGCCGUCCUCUCCGUAUGCGUGACUUUGCCCAUGGUCUACAACUAUGUCCAUCAUGUGCGCUCGCAAAUGCACAGUGAGAUCAACUUUUGCAAAGUGAGUUUCUUGCUCUACAGUAGCUUAUAGGGUAUUUCAUAGCACUCGCUGCGGCUUAGAACCGGUUUCUCGCGCGCUAAUGUCCCAGAAAAUGCGACGCCGAACUUUCUUUCCGCAGCUAAUGCCUUUUUGGAGGUAUUUUUUGACCACCGGAUUUGAAUAUCCCGCAGCGAAGUAGCCAUAAAACUUUUUCGCGACCGUAAAACCGGAUUCUUAGAGGAUAAAAUGAGAUGGUAUUUAUAUUGCAUCACGGCUUUUAACCCCGCGAAUUUCAGGGAUCAGCACAAGACAUCUGGAAAGAAGUCCACAAUCUCAAAAAUCUCCCAGUAGCCAAUAAUCGUACAGCUCGUCAAGCCGGCUACGAUCAAGCUGUUGAGUCGUCCAGCUCUUCCAACAGCGGCACCUGCGAGGGAUGCUGCAUUCCCGGCCCACCAGGACCAGCCGGCGCACCCGGUCGUCCCGGAAAGCCCGGAAAACCGGGUGCUCCCGGUUUGCCCGGCGCCCCAGGCCGCCCACCAACUCAGCCUUGCGAACCAGUCACCCCACCACCUUGCAAACCAUGCCCACAAGGUCCGCCUGGCCCACCCGGACCUCCAGGCCCACCGGGAGACGCGGGAUCGCCAGGACAGCCGGGAAGACCAGGAGUUGAUGCCCCACCCGGAGAACCCGGACCAAAAGGACCACCUGGCCCACCAGGAGAACCCGGAUUGCCCGGACCACCCGGAGAGCCUGGACAGCCCGCUCACAGUGAGCCUUUGGUGCCUGGAGAACCUGGACCAGCUGGUAAGUAAAAUCGAUAAUGUUGCGAAAUGACACAAAUUUUGACAUUGCGCAAUUUCACUAGUUUUCCAUUUUUUGUUGAUGUUCGGCCGUAAAGAACAAUUGGGAAUUAUAAUAGAACCUAUGAAGAUGUAAAAUCGACUAUGUUGCGAAGUGUCACAAAGUGUGACAUUCCGCAACAUUAUUGAUUUUACAUUGUAAUUGGCGUAAAAUUGUAAAAACUAUUUAUAACUUUUAAUUACAACCUAAAAAACACACAAUCGUGCUUCAGAGAGAAUUUUAAAAAAUGUGACAUUUCGUCAAAAUAUUGAUUUUUUUAAUUUUUCGACCUCUGUGAGUUAAAUAAUUUCAAUUUUCAGGAGAACCCGGACCACCAGGACCCCCUGGCCCAGUCGGUCAACCCGGAGCCCCUGGCGCACCCGGCGCCCCAGGACCUAAAGGACCCAAUGGACCCGACGGACCACCCGGAAAUGACGGACAGCCCGGCGCUCAAGGACCUCCCGGCCCACCUGGCGCUCCAGGAGAGAAGGGAAUCUGUCCCAAGUACUGUGCUAUUGAUGGUGGUGUCUUCUUUGAGGAUGGAACUCGGCGAUAA
Messenger RNA from Bursaphelenchus xylophilus (pine wood nematode), 1537 nucleotides. NCBI's taxonomy places the organism in Eukaryota, Metazoa, Nematoda, Chromadorea, Rhabditida, Aphelenchoididae. The record is from the annotation of a GenBank genome assembly.